Camellia sinensis is the source of this 819-nucleotide messenger RNA. Lineage: Eukaryota; Viridiplantae; Streptophyta; Magnoliopsida; Ericales; Theaceae. The record is from RefSeq and is a predicted model, not a curated record.
AUGGAUGGAUUCAGCGGAUACAAUCAGAUUAAGAUGGCCGAAGAGGACGCAGAAAAGACUGUUUUUAGAACAUCUCUCAAAAACUUCUUCUAUACAGUUAUGCCUUUCGGACUCAAGAAUGCCGGAGCAACUUACCAAAGAACUAUGACUGCAAUCUUUUAUGACAUGAUCCAUUAUGAGGUGGAAGAUUAUGUUGAUGAUCUAGUGGUGAAAUCCAAGAAAGAAGAGGACCAUCUCCGAGACCUUGAUAAAGUAUUCAAGAGGUGUCAGAAAUUCAAAAUGAGGAUGAAUCCUCUCAAAUGUGCUUUCGGGGUGAUGAUCGGAAAGUUUCUCGGGUUUCUUGUACAUAGGUAUGGUAUCGAGGCAGAUGAAGACAAGAAUAAUGAAGCCGAGUAUGAGGCUCUUAUUUUGGGCUUGAUAGCAGUUGAGAAGCACAGUAUCAAGAAGAUUCGAAUUUGGGGGGACUCGAAGCUGAUAGUGAAGCAAGUUUCAAGACAAUUCGUUUUAAAAGAGCCUACCUUGGCCACAUACCGCACGACAAUCCAAAGGCUUCUUGACAAAUUUCAGAAGGUCGAAAUAGAGCAUAUGCCUCACUCCGACAACAAGUUUUCAGAUGCCCUCGCAACACUAGGGGUAAGAGUUGACAUUCCCGAGGAGGAGGCGACAAUCGUUAUCAAGAAGAGAACGGAGCCUUCAAUAAUUCCCAAGAGCAAAGACCUUCCAAAGGACUGGAGAGAAGAAAUUCUCGAACCAACUCAGAAGCAAAGUUGGAAAACUGACUAUGGCCAAGCUUGCCCAAUUCACAAUUAUUCAAGGUGA